UUCAGCGCUAGCGGCAGCCAUGCAGUGCGUCUGCGUUAGGCACGUCAGCUGCAGCAAUAGUGUCGACGACGGAUCACGUCCUAGAGACUGACCAGCUGGUUGCUCCAUUCUCGGUCUUCCCUCGACACCACGAAAACAGAUUUCUGCUGCUUUGCUACAAUUCCACUAUUUCUAAGUCCAUAAGUUUUGUGCAGCACAGCCCGCGACGCGACGCCAUGGCCCCACAAAAGACGCCAUCGGCCGGGUUUGGUCCCGUCGUUUCAGGAAAGCUAAGUGUCCGCAGACAGUCGUGCAACAUGGGGAGAAAGAUCCAGACUCGGGGCCACAAGUGAGCGCACUUUCCGCAAAAGGGCCGCCCCGCGCACAUCCCCUCGGGAUUGACGAGCGGGCCGCGAAGCAAUUACCGCUCAAAACCGUCAUGGUCCAAAGGUCCCUGGGGGAUGUCGAGAGCGCGGAGCAGUUACCGUUGAAGUCCGUUCAAAGGCCCUUCGGGAUUGCCGACGAGCGGGCGGAGCAGCGCAAGCCGCCGCGGCGCACGUCGCCGGUGUCGGUGCUAGAAGCGGACGGCGCGAUGGCGGACGGGGAGAUGGCGGGCGAGGAGAUGGCGGACAAGGCGAUGGCGGGCGGGUGGAUGGCGGAGGGGGGGGCGCACGAAGGGGGGGAACACAGAGGGGGGGAGGAGGUGCGGGGAGAGGGAUGGGGGAAUUUGCGGCCGGAGCGGGAACUUCCGUCUCUUGACGGUUGGUGGCAUACCGCGAACGGCGGUGGCAAACCGGAGGAGUGGAUGGAGGCGCUAGCCGUCGAACGACCGCCACGGCUCCCCCAGUUACCGCAUUCCCCCCAUUCCGCGCACUCCCCGCGUUCCGCGCAGUCCCCGCACUCGCGCCGGCGUCAAUCGCGGGCUACCCGGCCGCAAGCACCGCCGCAAAUUUUGCCGCAAGGACCGCAUCCUUCAAAACGCGCAGCAGCGCCCCCCGCGUUGCACAUCGAGCUUCCCCCAAGUCCGCGCUCCCCGUCUUUCCGCCGACGCUCCGCCUCCCUCCGGUCCCCCCUCGCGCCUCCGCAAGCCGAACCGCCGUCGCUAACCGCCCCCCAAAUGGCUCCCGCACGCUCCCCCGCAGAGGCUCCCGCGCACUCCUCCCCGCAACCCGCCGCUCCGCCGGUGCGCUCCCCCGCCGCGCGCGCUGCCGGAAAACCUUCCGCCUUAGGCCCCUUGCCCAACACGCCACACUCUGUUGAUAGGCCCUCCCCCCGUUCCCCCUUCCCCCCCGUAUUCUCCCCUCGUGCCGCGCCAUCCCCCGCCUCCUCCGCCUCCCCCAGGGACUCCUCUCUCAGCGCGCCUUCCGCCAGAGCAACCUCCGCCAUUGCGCACUCCCCCGGUAUCCCCUCCCCCCGCGCGGCGCCGUCUCCCGCGUCUCCCGCUGCGCCUCCCCCCGCCAGUCCCAGUCAGGCGGGCGCUUCCCCGGGCAGCAGCACGAGCCAAUCGUCAGGAACCACGUGGCGGCCCGCGCGGGUGAGCGUGUACAGAAGCUGGCGGGCGGCGAGCGCGCUCGGAAAGGCGAGGAGAGGAGGGAGAAGCGGCGGCGUGGAGGGAGAUGCAGAGGCGAGGGGGGAGGGGUACAGACGCGGUGGCGUGGAGCGGACUUUAGAGUGGCCAGAUGCGGUGGAAGAACGGGGGGGAGGAGCAGGAGGAGGGGAAGCGCCGAGAGGCGGGGAAGUGGGAGAGGCCGGGAUGGAAGCAUCGCGGCGCCUCCUCCACCACCACGUGGCUGCUAACCCUUCCGAUGACAAGCCCUUCCGAAUCAUCACUACUAAUGCUAAUACUACAAGGGUCACUAGUAGUAGUAGUAGUAAGACUCAAGGCAGCAGUGCUAAGGCUGCUACCAUACCUGCUGAUAGCUGUGCGAGCAGGGAGGGGUUAACUGGGUGCGGCCUAUCUUCAGAGGCAGCUGACUCAUCGGAGGGGUUGAUCGACGGCAUGGAUCUAGCGUGGAGCGAGGCUUUCCGAACAGACGGUCAGAUGGUGUGGAGCGAUGGCGACCCAACUCGCACUGCCGCUGCUGCGGUGGCAACGGCGGCGGGGGCAGCGGCGGCAGGGAGGGGGACAGUUGCAGUUUCCAAGAAGGUGCCGAAGCUACGGAGAGUUGCCACGGGACCGGAGCCAGUUGCCUACCAGAGGAGGGUCGGGAGCGCCAGUGGCGGGCAGCAAGGAGGCGGGCGGCAGGGGAGCGGGCGGCAGAUUCCGAGCCUUCGCCACGUGGCAGACGAGCCGCAGGAGCUGGUGCGACCUGGCUCCGCCCCUUCCGAUGUUGACCGCUAUGGUUAUGAAUCAAACAAUUUUUAUAACCAGAGUCACCUUAGCAAUAAGAGCGGCUAUGGAGCGGAGGGGGGGGUUGAGAAUCGUGCGAGGAGGAGCAUCCGGAGCAGCAUCCCUAGGUUCGGCAGUGAGGGGCUGGCUAGGCUAGGAAGCAGCAGCCUCGGCCGAAGCAGCGGGAGAAAGUUUCAGUGGAGGCUCGGGAGGAUGCGGAGGGUUGGGAGUGUGGGAGGUGCUUUAGAUGCUAGUAACGGGGGGGAGGAGGGGGUGUUGGUGAAUCGAGCGUGCUUAAAUCGAGAGGAGGGUGGGGAGGUGUUUGUGAGUGAGUGGGUGGAUGUGACACCUGCUGAGAGUAUAGUGAGGGUGGUGAAGGAGGGGAGGAGGAAGAAGAAAGGGAGGAGGAAAGGGGAGGAGGAGCAGGGAGGGACAGCCAGUGCCACUGCUGCUCCGAUCGCUGCUGCUUCUGCUGAUGGUGAUCCAACGGCUGCUGCUGCUUCUGCUGACUGUGAUCCAACGGCUGCUGUGCCACAGGGGGGUGCUGCUGCUGCGGAUAAGCCUGCAGGCGGAAGCAGCGACUGGGGAAAAGGGGGUGACGAGAAGGGACAGCACAAUGGCAAGCACAAGGCGAAGCACAGAGCAUGCACUCUGGACCUCAGCCUCCUGGCGACAGACAGGGAGGAGCACCACUCUUCCCUCACUCCCCACUCACUCACUCCACACUCUCUCACUCCUCACUCUCUCACCCACCCUCCUCUCACUCCAUCCUCCCUCACUCCCCGCUCCCCCCUUCCCCCGGACUCCCCCCUCCUCCGUGUGCUAGAGUCCCCCCUCCCGCCCCCUGUCUCGCCCUUCCGCCAUCGCCAGAGCAGAAGCUUCCAGUGGCGGCAGCCACGGCAGCCACGUCAGCCCUCACCACGUCACCUCGCGCCACGUCAGCAGGAGGAAGGGCGAGGGGACGGUCCAGGUUUGUACCUUGACGGCAAAGGAGGGGAGGAAGAUGAGGAGGAGGAAGAUGAGGAGGAGGAAGGUGAGGAGGAGGAAGCAUGGGAAAGGGGGCGCAGACAGGAGGGGGAAGGGAAGAAGAGAAGGAAAGGGGAAGGGGAGGGAGGGGUGGAUGAGGGAGAGUGUAAGAGGGAGGAGGGUGGGAAGCAGCGUGGGGUUCGUCUUGCCUCCCUGCCUUUCCUCCCCCACCAAAGCAGAUCGCCCUCCCCCACUUCCCGCCUAGCAGCACCUGCAUUCCCCACCACUCCUUCACAGAAAGUAGCACCUGAGCUCAUGUGUCGUGCAGCAGUAACAGUAACACAUCACAGCACAUCGCCUGUGCCCACCACUCCUCUGCCAGUUGCUAACCCUCACGUCACAUGCACUGACUACCCCCACAGCGGGUCAUCCUCCCCCACUUCCCGCGUAGUAGCAUCCGUAUUCCCCACAUCUCGUGCAGUAGCUGUAACACCUGAUUUACCCUCCCCUCCUUUGCACGUUGCUGACCCUCACGUCACACGCACUGGCUACCUCCACAGCAGAUCGCCUUCCCCCACUUCCCCCAUUUCCCCCACUUCCCCCACUUCCCCCACUUCCCCCACUUCCCCCACUUCCCGCGUGGUAGCAUCUGUAUUCUCCAUGUCUCGUGCAGUAGCAGUAGCACCUGAUGUACCCUCCCCUCCUUCACAAAAACCCGGCACUCAUGUCACGUGCAAUGAUUACCAGCACUGCAGAUCGCCCUCCCCCACAUCCCGCCUGGUAGCACCUGAACCAUCCACAUCUGGUAACCAUGGUGGUAACCAGCUUGCCGUGGCGCAUCAUGCAACUCAUUCAUCAUCGGUCGUCCUGCAUGCAGGAGGGGUCGGUAAUGGCGAUGGUGAUGGUGAUGGUGAUGGUGAUGGUGAUGGUGAUGGCGAUGGUGAUGGUGAUGGUGAUGGUGAUGGUGAUGGUGAUGGCAAUGGUGAUGGUGAUGGUGAUGGUGAUGAUUGGGAGGAGGGACAGGGUCAGGAGGAGGAAGAGGGGACAGGGGAAGCAGGGGUGGAGAGGGAGGAGGGAGAUUGGGAGGAGAGAGCGGAGGAGGUGGGGAAGGAAGAAAAAGGAGAUGGAAAGGGAAGGGAGGAAGCAGGUGCUGCUGCUGCUGAUGAUGAUGAUGCUGCUUCUGCUGCUGCUGCUGCUGCUGCUGCUGCUGCCUGUUUUCCCCUACCCAGCAGCCAUGGCAGCAGCGGCAGCAGCUUCAGCAGCAGCAACAGGUUCGGCGGCGACAGGCCCGGGCACAGCAGGCUCGGAAGCCAGGGCCACAGUAGCAGGAGCGGGAGGCAUGAACGAAGCCGGAGCGCCUUCACGGGAGGGCAUGAGACAAAGAGGGGUGGCCUUUUGGGCGGCAAUGUGAAUGAUAUCAAUGAUGACAGUGACGACAGGAAACAAGGGUUUGAGAGAAGGAGGAGAAGGAGCAAGUCUCUCAUCUCUCCUCGUGUCCUUGCUUCCCUUGGCAUGCUAAGAAUGUGUGGGCUUGGGGGGCCUACUGUGAGGACGCAUAGUGUGGAGGAGGAGGAGAGGGGAGAGGGGGAGAGGAGGGCGGAGGAGAGAAGAGAUCUGGUCGGCAAUGGUUCGGGUGGCACUGAUUUAGGUGGCACUGAUUUGGUAGGCACUGAUUUGAACGGCACUGAUUUGGCCGGCAAUGGUUUGGGUUCUUGCGGCACUGGUUUGGGCAGCAACGGUUCGGGCGGCGAUGAUGGGAGGAGGUCGGAGGGGGGAGGACGAGAAGAGACGAGGGGAGACAGGGGAGUGACUAAAAUGGGGGGCCCUGGUGUGGGUAACGUGAGUAGAGCGCAGGUGCUUGCACGAGCAGAGAGUUUAAGAGUGAUGCUUAGGGGCGAAAGGCCCGCCACCGCUACUAAGGAGGGCGUGAGUAAAGCGGAGGUGCUUGCUAGGGCGGAGAGCUUAAGAGUGAUGCUUAAAAGUGACAGGCCUGCUGCAGGGAGCGGGAGUAGAGCUAACAAGCUAGGAAGAGCGGAGAGCUUAAGAGUGGCGCUUAAAAGCGGACGGCCUGCCACUGCUGCUGGUGUGAUGGAAAAUGGGGGUGGGGAUAGGGCAAACGAGCUUGGGCGAGCAGAGAUUCUAAGAGUGACUUUUAAAAGUGAAAGGCCUGCUACUGCUGCUGGGAGUGGGAGUCGGGCAAAUGAGCUAGGACGAACGGAGGGCCUAAGAGUUACACUUAAAAGCGGAAGGCCGUCUUCUGCUGGUGGUGGUAUGGAAAAAGGGGGUGGGCGCAGGGCAAUUGAGGUAGGACGAGCGGAGAGCCUAAGAGUGACACUUAAAGCCGGAAGGCCGGCUUCUGCUGGUGUAGUGGAGAAGAGGAGGGGAGAGGAUGGGUUGACAGGGGCAGGAGCAGGACGAAAGUGGGGAGAGGAAGAGGUGGAAGAGGAGGAGGAGGAGGAGGAGGGGGAGGAGGAGGGGGAGGGGAGGGAGGAGGAGGAGGAAGAGGAGGAAGGGGAGAAAGAGGAGGAGAGAGGGUAAGAAUUAGAGCAGGGGGAGACAGGAGAAUAGGCGGAGCGGAGGGGGGGUGUGGCUUAGGAGAGCAGGAGAAGGGCGGAUGGGCAGACUUAGAGGAACGGACGAGGCGAGGAGAGGAGAGAUGGGGAUGUGUGGAGGAGCAGGGAGGAGGGGGGGGGGGGGAGGAGCAUGGGGGACGAGAGCUGGUGCUUCGGCGGUCACUGACCGGAGAUUCGUUGAGAGCGCGGAAAUCGCGAUCUGAUGGCGUUUCUUGUGUGGGAGAAGUGCCUGCAGGAGAUGAAAGAAACGCCACGGCAGAUCGGAGCGGUGGGAGAGGAGACAUGUGCUACGAUCCAGUGAGGGGGGCAGCUGUACAAGCACAAGAGGAUCAUCCCUCUCGGGCUCAUCCGUCCCUGGCUCGUCCCUCCCUGGGUCAUCCGUCCCUGGCUCGUCCCUCCCUGGGUCAUCCGUCUUUGACUCACCCAGGUCUGACUGUUCAUAUGCAUGCUCCGGAUGGGGAGGGGAAGUGGGAUGAAGGGGAAGAGUGGAC
Closterium sp. NIES-67 is the source of this 6338-nucleotide messenger RNA. The record is from the annotation of a GenBank genome assembly. NCBI's taxonomy places the organism in Eukaryota, Viridiplantae, Streptophyta, Zygnematophyceae, Desmidiales, Closteriaceae.